Cuscuta campestris is the source of this 1322-nucleotide messenger RNA. The record is from the annotation of a GenBank genome assembly. Lineage: Eukaryota; Viridiplantae; Streptophyta; Magnoliopsida; Solanales; Convolvulaceae.
GACGCGCCCGGGGGUUCCAAUUCGGGUGGUGAAUAACAUGAGGAUGUGCCGUGAUUGCCACGCCGCGGUGAAGAUGAUUUCUUUGGUUUAUGGUCGGGAGAUUAGCGUUAGAGACUGCAAUAGGUUUCACCAUUUUGCAGGUGGUGCGUGCAAUUGCAACGACUACUGGCAAGUCGCCAUCUUCCUUCCUUUUUGGUGUCCCCCUCAGCAAUCACUGAGAGAUACUCCGUACAUUUAACCAGAAAGAGAUCGCCCUAAAGUCAAACUACACGCCUGGGUGGAAUAUCAAAUCAAUUGAAUAGUAAAGCAAGCAAUUCACUGAUGGCGUAUAUAUAUGUCUGUGAGGCCUGCCGUCCGGUGUCACCUCCGCCGCGAGACUCUCUCAGCUCCGCCGUAAGUUUUCAGUCCUCCUUCGGUUCGGACGUCCGGUUUUCCAAGAUCAUACAUUGUUGGAAUCAAGAACAAGCAUUAGCCACUGGUGAAAUUCCAGCAACUUCAUAUGGCUGAGAAAUGUGGAACUCAUUGGCUUUUCCAUGGCGAAAUUGCGCUUGACAACGGUCUGCGUGCCUUCCUCUAUUUCGUGGCUCUUUUCUAUUGUUUCGUUGGCUUGUCGGCCAUCACCUCUCGGUUUUUUCGGUCCAUGGAAACUGUUGUGAAGCACAGCCGUACAGUGGUGGAGACCGAUCCUCGUACAAACACCCGAGUUGUCAAGAAGGAGAAGGUCUGGAAUUACACAAUUGCUGACAUCACGCUGCUGGCCUUUGGGACUAGCUUUCCCCAGAUUUCUUUAGCUACUAUAGAUGCAAUACAAAAUCUUGGAAAAUUACAUGCUGGAGGUUUGGGCCCUGGAACACUUGUUGGUUCUGCAGCAUUUGAUCUGUUUCCUAUACACGCGGUUUGUGUUGUGGUUCCUAAAGCCGGCGAAUUGAAAAAGAUAUCAGAUCUCGGGGUUUGGAUUGUGGAACUUUUUUGGUCUUUCUGGGCUUACAUUUGGCUCUACAUCAUUCUAGAGGUCAAUGAACACACAAUUUUUUCUUUGAAAAAUUGUUUCAAUUUUGUACACCUUCUGCUACUUUUUGCAGGUAUGGACUCCAAAUGUGGUCACAUUGCGGGAGUCUUUGUUGACGGUUCUCCAGUUUGGGCUGUUGCUUGUACACGCGUAUGCGCAAGACAAGCGUUGGCCAUAUUUGUCCCUCCCACUGAAAAGAUCAGAGAGGCCCGAGGAGUGGGUUCCUGCAGAGGAUGCCACACAUGGACUUACCGUUCGCGGAGAAUGCCUUGAAACACAAUGUGACGGCGAUGAAGAAAGUAGGGAAAUUGUU